Molecule: messenger RNA, 3019 nt
Organism: Amoebophrya sp. A25
Lineage: Eukaryota; Dinophyceae; Syndiniales; Amoebophryaceae
Source: the annotation of a GenBank genome assembly
UUUAGCCAGAAGUUGCACUAGUGCUCGAUCUCGAGUAUCAAGAAGCCCCGUUGUUUCUUUGAAUAAUUGAGGAAGACGGAGGUCGCGGAGGUGUAGGAGCUCGCAACACUUCGAUUUGAUACUUCAAAGCUAAUCUCCUUGGUACCCUUUUCAGUUUAUCCAGAGAUCUCUUAGAAUCAAGAACAAAACACUAUGGGUUGCCAGGGCAGCAAGCAUCGAAAGAUAGAGCCCGUGAGCUCUCCAGAACAAGAGGGCGUUGCGAAGUGCACUGAGGCAGGUGCUGCGGUCGAAGCCUCGCCAAACGCCGACGCAAAACCUAGUACAACUACGAAACCAGGAGCGUUCGUGGUCGAUAAAAGCAAGCCCGGCUUCGAUGAUAUUUUAAGGUGGAUUUACAACUAACUCUCGUCUAUUCAGUCUGCCAGAGACGUUAUCCACGUCGUUAAGCAGUCGGUCUUUUGUAGCUGCCGUGUCUCUAUUCGGGUCACAACUUGAACCAGGCAGUUACUUUGAGCUGCUACGUGGUUCGUAUGAAUGACUGAAUUGACUCAUUCUACUACGGGGAAAUAAUAGAACUUUGAAGAUCUUCUCCUCCUCCUUUUCCUCCAAUCUGUGUUUUCAUUCAGUCAAGCACUGUGAUACGAACUACAACUUCUUUUUAGCUAUCUCUAAGCACUGCAGAAGUCGAGGAUGAGGAUGCAAAAGCCGCAGGCAAAGGGACCGACCGAGGACAUAAGGAGCUCGCGGGAGUCGCCAGCAUAACGACAGCCUCGGAUCCGCCUUUGCCUGGUGCGGUUGGGGAGAGUCGAAGCCCAACCACAACCGAUGACGCAGCUAGUAAGGAUAAGCUAGGAGUGGGUUCAUUGUGUGGAAGUGGAUGUAGGAAUUUCACGUACUUCUCAACAGACGGUCUCAUACUUUUAUAUCAUGAACUACUUUGUACUAUGCAUCCUUAACCUUUUGAUCUUUCUCCUCCUGAAGACCUCAUUUCUAAGAAGGGACGAAGCAACCGCAGCUGGCGGUGGGGCGUCAGGAUUGCCGAGUCUCGCUCCACCCGCAGGAGCCUCGGUUUCCGCAUCAAAGGAGGCUGAACCAAGCGCGCCCGAGCCAAGUAAAGAACCUAGUGUUAAGCAAGGCUAUUCUAUCUUUGAUGAGGAGCAGGUGUUUCUCGAGUAGGUACUAGAGUGAAUGCUCUGUAUUCAGUUUUCAGGUUGUCGAGAAAACGAUGAAAGUAGAUAAAAAUAACGAGCUCGAGAGAUCUCUCUAAUACCAAACCAAAAGAAGCUUCCCCAGAGGCCACAGCAGCACCGACCACAGCAGCACCCACAGCAGAGCCACCUGCGCCACUGCAUAAGCCGACAGCAGUGCAUCUGCAUGCGAUAAAAGCCGCCGACGAGGACGACCUGCAGAAGCAAGUGGAAGAGUAAUUUUUUGAUGGAGGUGCUAGCUCAAGAGGAAAAUAAACAUAAUAAACCAGUAGCUACAGUACAACACUUUGAGGUCUUACUUGGUCUAAAAUCUGUAUCUGAAUUCACAAACUACACCACAUCACUCAGGUAUCUGCCACGAGUAGACGAGACACUAGGAAAAUCGUUGGGAAUAAAUGCGUGGGCAGACUUGAAAACGGAAAUGCUCAGGGAUUCAAAUAAGCCAAACGCCAAAGAAAGACCCAUACAAUGGAUGUGGAUUUCGAAAGGUAUUAAUGACUUCGAAAUGGACGUGAAUCUGACUACUAUGCCGUCAUUGAGUCGAACGAUUUCGAUGGAUUCGUUUUUUCGCUAGUACAUUCAUAAAAAUUCCAACAACGCAGUUCUCUAGUACUCUUUAACUACCUCUUUCACCACAUGCACAUCGCAGACGGCGACGCCUCACCCACUGCGGCGACAGCGGACGGGCUGCUAGCUUUCCGAGUUCUUCGUCUGACAUUUUCCAGUGGGAUUGUGAUAAGUCAUUUUAGUAUACCCGGUGGCGUCUGGGAACCAGAGUUGCCAGGGAUUCUUUAUGGUGUCCGGAAGCAGUUGUUCGCAGGGGUUGCGGCAGGUAAUUUGUUUCAGCAAAUUAAAAUUACUUAGACGUAGUUUUGAAUCAUAGGUUUUUUUCGUCGCUCGUAAAAAAACCAACAUCACAUUAUUCCUAGGGCAAGGAGGAAAGAAACAACCCUUACCCAUCUUUUCCGUGUCCCUGCUCAGGCAAUCUGCGGAUAACCCUCAACUACUACGAAGAAGGCGAGAAGUACACCGUAAACAAGCCGUUGGAGAAGGUUUGCAAAGAUUUGGGCUUCCGUUGGUUCCAGCUUACCAACUACAGCAACGGGUCGCGCGGACAAGUGAUGAAUGCAAAACUUAAGGCAACAAAGUAGAUCUAUUUUUCUAUCCCUCCAUGAGGAAGCAGUAACCUAGGCGCUAGUAACACUGAAAAAGCACUGAAAAAUGAGUAAUAUGUGUUCACUAGAAAAAUGAAAAAUAAGAGGAGAGCUGAAAACAAGAAACAUCAGAAGCUUCUUCUCAUAGAGGUGCCACCAUUUUUGAAGGAACUUGGGAAAGGAACUUGUUCUCAUAGAAACUACCACCAUGUUUUUUUGGACGUGAUCCCAAGUCGUCUUGUCUAAUGUCCGUGGUCUCGUCGGACCCGGAGAGAUCGACCAAGGGGAACUGGAUGGCGAGCCUUCAGCGACUGAGGAGCGGUUCGAUCAGGGCUCAAGAAUGGCCACUUGUCCAGUCGAUGAAGUGCCGACUGAAGAAGAAGAAGAGGGUUGAAACCUUGACGUGAACAUUUUUACAUCGUUUUUAAUCUUAGUUCGAACCCUGACUCCGAUUGCUUCUGUACAAUAGAUACCCUGAUCGAUGCGCUUUCAAAAUGAAAAAUUACACACCACGACCUGAUGUUGAUGAACUAACUAUGAGAAUGAACAAUUACCCUUCUGUCGUUGACGAGAAUAGAAGCACUACGCGCCAAUAGUGCAAAAACAAUCAUUUCACAGCCAGACCAGACGUGAAACUAUCUAUUUGGUAGAUCGAAC